GGUCAGGGGCAAUUGUUUGUGUUAAUAUGAGCGAAUCACUCACUUAACUCCCAGAAAUAAAAAAAUUAUUGGGAAGGUGAUGUUUAAUUGAGCAAAAUUGUGUAGUCUGUACUUUGUUUCACAAUAAAUGAUGCCCAAAUUACCCAAAAUAAUGACAGUUAUUUAUUUUCUUUUUGAUGGGAGAUAGUGAGAUACAGUUGAUAUUAUCCAUUUAUUCGUAAAGGAUAAUGAAACCCACACUCAUAAAUUUUUAUACUUUCUCACCAAAAGUUUGCAGUAUUUAUCUGAAAAAUUCCCCAUUGAAGCUCUGAAUUUCGCAUAUUUUUUGAGCAACAAUGCCUCGUUUGUCCAAUUUAUACCUUUUCACUUACAAUUUUGCUCAAACUAUUGGUUGGGCAGUUGCAUUGAUACAGAUUUUAAUAGGGUUUAGUUCCACUAAAUCUUUUAAUGGGGCCUUUGCCUCUUCUGGGCAAAUUAUUUGUUUAUUGCAAAAAGCUGCAUUCUUGGAAGUUAUUCAUGGAGCUUUGGGUAUUGUGCCAAGUGGAGUGUUGUUGCCUCUAAUGCAAUGGGGAGGAAGAAGUCAUUAUCUUCUGGCAAUUGCAGGGAAAAUUGUUGAGUUACAGACGUCUCCUUCCAUUUUCAUAACGUUUGUUGCCUGGAGCAUCAGUGAAAUAAUUAGGUACUCGAACUAUGCUUUGAGUUGUAUAGGAGAUUGUCCAUAUUGGUCAAUUUAUGUCAGGUACACUGUUUUCAUCCCUCUGUAUCCAGUGGGAGUUGCUGGUGAAAUGUGGCUCAUGUACCAAGCACUUACUUACAUAAAGGAGAAAGACCUUUACAAAGAUUUUUUCAGUGUUCUCCCUUUCAGCUAUCACACUUUUGUUCAGGUUGUUCUUCUUUGCUACCCUCUUCUUUGGAUGAAACUUUACCUGCAUUUACUGAAACAAAGACGAUCUAAGCUGCGCAAACACCAUGAGAAAAAAAGGGAGUGAGCAUCUUAAUGCAGUCUCUGCAAUCUUGCAAUGGAUUAAUGGGUAGAAUUUAUAUUCUACAUGUAUCUCCAGUAUUGUUGAUUCUUGUACUUGAGUUUAAACCAAUAAUCACUCUUUUUCUCAGCUGUGUCAUAUAUUCUCGUCUAUGCAAUACGGCUGAAUAUUUGUUUCUAGCUAAACUUUCUGUCAUUGUCACCCUCCAGUUAAGAAUUAGUAGCUAUAUAUUUCAAACCUUAGGUGCUGAUGUACAUUGCAAUUUUUUUUGACAAAAAGUUAAAAAUAGUGAUGCUCAUGCCUACAUUCAUAAUUGUCAGUUUA
Messenger RNA from Chenopodium quinoa (quinoa), 1307 nucleotides. Its product is annotated as very-long-chain (3R)-3-hydroxyacyl-CoA dehydratase 2-like. The record is from RefSeq and is a predicted model, not a curated record. Bases 336 to 989 code for a protein of 217 amino acids. The transcript has 9 exons. Gene Ontology annotation, biological process: sphingolipid biosynthetic process; very long-chain fatty acid biosynthetic process; fatty acid elongation. Lineage: Eukaryota; Viridiplantae; Streptophyta; Magnoliopsida; Caryophyllales; Amaranthaceae. Gene Ontology annotation, cellular component: endoplasmic reticulum membrane. Gene Ontology annotation, molecular function: 3-hydroxyacyl-CoA dehydratase activity.